AUGACAAUUGGAGGACCAAAAAUAUCAGUCGCAUUCGUUUGUUUGGGUAACUUCUGUAGAUCACCAAUGGCCGAAGCUAUUUUCAAGCAUGAAGUCGAAAAGGCUAAUCUAGAAGACCGUUUUGACAAGAUUGAUUCCUUCGGUACUUCUAAUUACCAUGUGGGAGAAGCUCCUGAUCAUCGUACGGUGUCUAUUUGUAAGCAACAUGGCGUCAAGAUCAAACAUAAGGGCAAACAAAUAAAAACUAAAAAUUUCGAUGAAUAUGACUACAUAAUCGGCAUGGACGACUCUAACAUCAAAAACCUGAAAAAAUUACAACCAAAGGGUUCUAAAGCCAAGGUAUGUCUUUUUGGAGACUGGAAUACCUGUGAUGGCACUGUACAAACUAUUAUAGAAGAUCCUUGGUACGGUGAUAUCUCAGAUUUCGAACACAACUUCAAUCAAAUCACUUAUUUCUCUAAACAGUUUCUUGAAAAAGAAUUAUAA
This is a messenger RNA of Saccharomyces kudriavzevii IFO 1802, 486 nucleotides long. It is a transcript of the gene LTP1, whose product is annotated as tyrosine protein phosphatase LTP1. Lineage: Eukaryota; Fungi; Ascomycota; Saccharomycetes; Saccharomycetales; Saccharomycetaceae. Bases 1 to 486 code for a protein of 161 amino acids. The transcript has a single exon. The record is from RefSeq and is a predicted model, not a curated record. Gene Ontology annotation, biological process: protein dephosphorylation. Gene Ontology annotation, molecular function: protein tyrosine phosphatase activity.